GAGCCAAUGGCAGGCGGCGGAGAGUGACGUCACGGCCAUGGCGGCUGCGGUCAGCCAGCUGUGGGACGUGUCGAGCUGCUCUCUAGUCCCCGCCGGUGCCCCGCGACCGCGGCUGCUGUCUGAUUAGCGUUCGUCCCCUCGAGGCGGUGUGGCGGGCCCUCGGGGACAGUGAGCGUCAAGGCCAUGGCUUAUCAUUCGGGCUACGGAGCCCACGGUUCCAAGCACAGGGCCCGGGCAGCUCCAGAGCCCCCUCCCCUCUUCGAUGAUACAAGUGGUGGUUACUCCGGCCAGCCAGGGGGAUACCCGGCCCCAGGAGCUGAUGUGGCCUUCAAUGUCAACAACUUGUUGGGGGACCCAGUGGCCAACGUGGCUAUGGCCUAUGGCAGCUCCAUUGCAUCCCAUGGGAAGGACAUGGUGCACAAGGAGCUGCAUCGCUUUGUGUCUGUGAACAAACUCAAGUAUUUUUUUGCUGUGGACACCGCCUAUGUGGCCAAGAAGCUAGGGCUGCUGGUCUUCCCCUACACACACCAGAACUGGGAACUGCAGUACAGUCGUGAUGUGCCUCUCCCCCCUCGGCAAGACCUCAACGCCCCUGACCUCUAUAUCCCCACAAUGGCCUUCAUCACCUAUGUGCUGCUGGCUGGGAUGGCCCUGGGCAUUCAGAAAAGGUUCUCCCCAGAGGUGCUGGGGCUGUGUGCCAGCACGGCGCUAGUGUGGGUGGUGAUGGAGGUGCUGGCCCUGCUCCUGGGCCUCUACCUGGCCACUGUGCGCAGUGAGCUGAGCACCUUCCACCUGCUGGCCUACAGUGGCUACAAGUAUGUAGGGAUGAUCCUGAACGUGCUCACGGGGCUGCUCUUUGGCAGCGACGGUUACUACGUGGCCCUGGCCUGGACGUCCUCCGCACUCAUGUACUUCAUCGUACGCUCUCUGCGGACAGCAGCCGUGGGCCCUGACAGUGUGGGGGGCCCAGCACCCCGGCAGCGCUUCCAACUCUACCUGACCCUGGGGGCAGCGGCCUUCCAGCCCCUCAUCAUAUACUGGCUCACCUUCCACCUGGUCCGGUGACCCCGACUCCCUCUCAGCACACUGAUUUUUCCAUACAUUGAAGAUCUGAUUUC
Messenger RNA from Elephantulus edwardii (Cape elephant shrew), 1118 nucleotides. RefSeq names its product Yip1 interacting factor homolog A (S. cerevisiae) (gene YIF1A). The transcript is spliced from 8 exons. The record is from RefSeq and is a predicted model, not a curated record. The coding region runs from base 184 to 1065 and encodes 293 amino acids. NCBI's taxonomy places the organism in Eukaryota, Metazoa, Chordata, Mammalia, Macroscelidea, Macroscelididae. Gene Ontology annotation, cellular component: COPII-coated ER to Golgi transport vesicle; endoplasmic reticulum-Golgi intermediate compartment; Golgi membrane. Gene Ontology annotation, biological process: endoplasmic reticulum to Golgi vesicle-mediated transport.